AUGACCGUCAAUCAGCAGAGCGGUGAUAGCAGUUAUAACUGUAGUGAUGAUGGUCCUUCAACUGUGCGUUUGACCCCGUCGACUACAUCCUACACUCCUAUAGAGGGACAGACUCUCCCUACCGUCACGUGUUCGUCUGACUGUAACCCAGUAUGUACUUACAGCUGGACAAAGGAUGGACAGUCCCCCACAGCAGGGUCAGAUCUCCAGCUCACCAACAUACAACGUGGUCAGACGGGCGUGUACAGGUGUGCGGCCAGUAACGGUUACGGGAGUCGGACCUCUAGUGACGUCACUGUUACUGUAAAGUACGGUCCUGGAAUGUCUACUUCAAUUUCACCACCGGACACUACCUACACCAGGACUGAGGGGGACACGUUACCGAACAUCACCUGUAUAGCUGACUGUAGACCUGGCUGUAUCUUUGUCUGGACCAAACCUGACAACACCAACUUUACUGCCUCCGCUGUGUUGUCACUGGGACAACUGGACAGGUCAGAGCACGGGACAUACAGAUGUACUGCUAGAAAUAUUGCCGGAGAGUCAACUACAAGUGUUACCGUUACAGUACAGUAUGUUCCUGGUACUGUUACCCUGUUCCCACCUGACACCACUUACACCAGGACUGAGGGGGACACAUUACCGGACAUCACCUGUACUGCUGACUGUAGACCUGAUUGUACCUUUGUCUGGACAAAACCUGACAACACCAACUUUACUGUCUCACCUGUGUUGUCACUGGGACAACUAGGCAGGUCAGAACACGGGACGUACAGCUGCCCGGCUAGGAAUGUUGUUGAAACGUCGAAGACAACAACAAAUGUUAUCGUACAGUGUAAGUAUGCUUGACGUCGUUUGAUAUGUGCGCAAUAAACAGAGCUUUUAAUAUCGAAACACUGUUCGUCCUUUCGUCUGUAAGCCUGCUUACAGAACCUUGUAAUUAGUACCAGUCAUUGAACGAAUCCUUUGCUUUUGUGUGUUUUCUGAGCAGAACCUCUAUGCUAAUGUGUACGAUAGCUUCACUCAUUCUUAUUCAUCAAACUCAUUUGAAAAAUAUAUAGAUAUUAUUGUCUAAGUUGCUUGAUAUUUAACACAAAAAAAAAAAAAAUGUUCGUUUUUAACAAUAAAUAUCCAUGUCAAGUAUGUAGACGCAUAUACACGUAGUACACACUUAUAUCUGUGUUUUUACCCACGUUUAAGUUGGUGGAAAUCUUCCGUAAGUAAUAACUACGGACUUCUUAGCUAUUUACUAAAAAGUCUACUUUUUUAUUUAGUUUACUAAA
This is a messenger RNA of Mizuhopecten yessoensis (Yesso scallop), 1283 nucleotides long. RefSeq names its product carcinoembryonic antigen-related cell adhesion molecule 5-like. The record is from RefSeq and is a predicted model, not a curated record. Lineage: Eukaryota; Metazoa; Mollusca; Bivalvia; Pectinida; Pectinidae. The coding region runs from base 1 to 849 and encodes 282 amino acids. The transcript has 4 exons.